AUGGGAUCUAUAAUAAGUAAAGGAGCAAAUGGGUUUGGAAGUGUUAUUGGAAAUGCUUUUUCGGCUCCGUUCAAGACUUUGUUGUUCUUCUACCUAUUGUUCAAACUGGGUAUCUGCCAAUGCAUAGGAAGAAGCCUUUGCAAGAUGUGUUGGGUAACUUGCGAAGCGUGGUGGUUGGCUCUAGCAGAUAUCACCUGUUACUUGUGGCACAAGCUAAUAAGCACCAAGAGGGUUUAUCGUGGAAGGCGGCGAUUCCGAGAUGUUGAGCUUGGAAUUGGGUACAGCCCAAGUGAUGAAAGUGAUCGUUCAUGUAACAAUAACAGCCAUGUUGGUAGAAAGAGAAAAUCGUUGAGAGAGAGAAGAAAUGAGUGUUCAAGGAGAGGCCAUGGACAUGGUGUUCACCACCUUGCAAGAAAGAAAGGAAGGCCUUGGAGAUUGAGGAAAGCCAGCAAUCGACAUGGGAAUGUUCAGAUUUUCAAGAGACAGCGGUUUCAAUGA
Messenger RNA from Abrus precatorius (Indian licorice), 498 nucleotides. RefSeq lists its product as uncharacterized. The record is from RefSeq and is a predicted model, not a curated record. The transcript has 2 exons. NCBI's taxonomy places the organism in Eukaryota, Viridiplantae, Streptophyta, Magnoliopsida, Fabales, Fabaceae. The coding region runs from base 1 to 498 and encodes 165 amino acids.